AUGUCCAACGUCCUCCGUAUGCGCCGCUGCCCCACCCCCGGGUCCGGCGCCGAACAUGGCUCCGGAGCCAUCAAGCCAGGCGUCGCGGACCAAGCAUCGCCAAAGGUUACCUUUAUGGCUCUUCCAACCGAGAUCCACCUUGCUAUAUCUCGCAUGCUCAUCUACCCGGAUGCUCUCUCCCUGAAACACACCAACGCCCACUUCUACAGCCUUGUCGACACGGGCGUCAACCUCAAGGUGGAAUGGCUUGUGGAGAGGCGGAGCUUACACCUCGAGUGUCCCAACGAUAGGAGAUGUGAUCUGGGUAGUGAUCUCCGGUUCUGCCGCGGUAGUGUCCCUCUUCUCAUGCAACGCCGGCGAGAGCAUAUUGAAUGCGAAUCUCGGCCCGGCCUUGGUUGUCUCGUAUACGGGACAAGAACAUGCUCACAUCGCUCAGCAUUCAGCAGGAGGUUACCUCGCUGGUUGCAGGUGAAGUUGACGAUAGAGGUGUGGUGGAUAGUGCUCGCCAUGAUACCUAUCGUCUGUUGCUGGGUGUGGCUGGCCGAGUUUCUUUGA
Molecule: messenger RNA, 555 nt
Organism: Fusarium falciforme
Lineage: Eukaryota; Fungi; Ascomycota; Sordariomycetes; Hypocreales; Nectriaceae
Exons: 2
Coding region: 1-555 (184 amino acids)
Source: RefSeq, a predicted model, not a curated record